This is a messenger RNA of Fusarium proliferatum ET1, 1782 nucleotides long. RefSeq lists its product as uncharacterized. Gene Ontology annotation, biological process: transmembrane transport. Bases 1 to 1782 code for a protein of 593 amino acids. Gene Ontology annotation, molecular function: transmembrane transporter activity. NCBI's taxonomy places the organism in Eukaryota, Fungi, Ascomycota, Sordariomycetes, Hypocreales, Nectriaceae. The transcript is spliced from 3 exons. The record is from RefSeq and is a predicted model, not a curated record.
AUGGGAGCUCUCGACAAGUUCCUUGGGCGUAAGGGUAAUGAGGGUGAUGCCACUGAGGCACCCGUCACUGUCACUGCUGCCAUGAACGAAAAGGACCAAGAGGCUGGCAAAUACCCUGAUGAGACUGGUAGCGCCAGCGAUGCCGUUACCGAGAACGCGCAGCAUGGUGUCAAGGCCGUUGAGGCUACGACUCUGGCCUGGAGCAAGAAGGCUCUUGCUGGUGUCUUCGUUUUCAUGUGGUUGAUCUACCUCACCAAUGGUUUCCAGAGCCAGAUCAACUACACUCUUGUUCCCUACGCCAGCAGUGAAUGGGAGUCUCACUCUCUCAUUCCCGUCAUUGGCAUUGUAGCCAACUGCAUGACUGCCGCUGUCUACAUUCCCCUGUCCAAGAUCCUCGAUAUCUGGGGUCGUGCUGAAGGUUUCCUUCUCAUGGUCACUUUUGCUACCAUUGGUAUGGCUAUGAUGGCUGCUAGUCGCAACCUCGCCACCUACUGUGCCGCUACCGUCUUCUGGCAGGUUGGCUGGUCUGGUCUCACCUACAGCAUUGACGUUAUCACGGCCGAUUCCACACAACUCAAGAACCGAGGUCUUGCGUACGCCUUCACCUCUUCUCCAUACAUGAUCACUGCCUUCGCUGGUCCCAAGUCCGCCGAGGCCUUCCUCCGAAACGGUGAUCAGUGGCGAUGGGGCUUUGGAACAUUCUCCAUUGUCCUUCCCGUCGUCGCCAUCCCCAUGUACGUCCUCCUGAGGUUCAACCUUCAGAAGGCCAAGAAGCAGGGUCUCCUUGUCAAUGAGUCUAGCGGUCGAUCUUUCUUGGAGAACAUCAAGUGGGGACUCAUUGAGUUCGAUGCUGUUGGUGCUUUCUUGUUCGCUGCUGGUCUUGUCAUCUUCCUCCUUCCCUUCUCCAUCGCUAGCAGCGCCCCCAAGGGCUGGGACACCCCUUACAUCAUUGCGAUGAUCAUUCUGGGUGUUGUUCUUCUGGCCAUCUUCGGUGCUUACGAGCGCUAUGUUGCCCCUAAGCCAUUCCUUCGCUUCGAGCUCCUUACCAGCCGCACCGUUAUCGGUGUCUGCCUUCUGGACUUUGUCUACAUGAUCGCCUACUACUGCUGGAACAGCUACUUCACCUCGUUCCUCCAGGUGGUCAACAACCUACAACCCUCUACAGCUGGUUAUGUCAACAACACUUUUGAGAUCGUCUCUGGUGUCCUCCUCUUCAUUGUUGGCUAUGCCAUGCACAAGACCGGACGCUUCAAGUGGAUUCUGUGUGUCGGUAUUCCUCUGUACAUGUUUUCCCAGGGUCUCAUGAUCUACUUCCGUCGCCCUGGUCAAUCCAUUGGCUACCUCAUUAUGUGUGAAGUCUUCAUCUCAAUCGCUGGCGCUACCUUUAUUCUUUGCAUGCAAGUCGGUGUCCUCGCUGCCGUCGAGCAUCAGUAUGUCGCUACCGCUCUGGCUACCCUUAGCGUCACUGGCAACAUUGGAUCUGCUGUCGGCAGCACCAUCUCUGCCACCAUCUGGACCAACACCUUCUAUAAGAAGCUCGCCGAGUAUCUUCCUGAGUCUGCUCAGGCUGAUCUCGACGCCAUUUACGAGUCCCUCGACUCCCAGCUCCUCUAUGAGAUGGGCAGCCCCGAGCGUCUUGCGAUCCAGAAGGCUUACGGUUAUGGCCAGGCUCGCAUGCUUGCUGCCGGAACUGGCAUUAUGGCUGUCGCUCUUAUCUCGCUGUUCUUGAUCAAGAACUACGAUCUCAGGAAGAUCAAGCAGACCAAGGGUACUGUCUUCUAA